AGUGCAGCAGAGGUGGCAAUUUAUUUGUACAGUUAUUAAGUUACUACUUAAUAAUAAUUGAUAUUACCAAAACUCUCGUAUUAAUACUAAAAUGUACGAAAAAGAAAGUGACAAACCUAUAAAGUCAAUUAAAUUCAAGAGAUAUCACUGCUCAUCUUGUAAUAUCUUCACUAACUCGGCAAAUCAAUAUAAUCAGCAUUUAGAAGGAAUCCGGCAUAAGCAAAGAAUUACUUUUAAGAUUAACAAGCAUAAUAAUAGCUUACCGGAUGAUCACGUUUAUGAUCUUGGAUUCUAUGUUCCUGUUUUCAUUGUCAUAUUACUCACAGUAUUUGUGUUAUUCUACCUAUGCAUUGAAAUAUGUAAUUAAUGAGACUUAUUAUUAUUGCAAAUUAUCAUAAGUCAUGGCCAUUAACAAUGCCUUAAAUUUCGCGCCACAAUUUUAAUUGGCGGAGAAGUCGUCCCCAAGCGUUCACGGCUUCUAUGCGCACGAACGAACGCGCAGAACAAUGAGGUAGCAGCCAUUUUAUGUCGGUGGCUAAGAAAAACAUAAUUCGAAUGGCCAAUCUUAUCGAAAUUGUGUAAUUAGUGCUCUAAUUUAUGUGUUUCCGCACACGCUACUUUUGUUAGGCGUUCCUUCACUUAUCAGGUGGUAGGGUGUCGAUGAUGGGAGACAGCGACGUCCGCCAUUAGUUUCCCGGCACACUGGGGCGUGGGCGUCGGGGGAGUGGCGCGGGGCGUGGGGGUCCCCGUGCCGCCCCCCGGCGACCUACUCGCCACAAUCUCCAUGUUCGAGCAGCAGAUUAAAGCUGAACCUAUGAGUUUUUACACAUCACACUCCCACGUGAACACAGGACCCCCGACAAUAGUCCGUUCCGAUUCAAACCAUGGCAUAAUUAACAUGAACCAACAUCACCCCCAAGAGGACUCGAAGGAUAGCCUCAUAGUACAACACCAAGUACACCAACAGGAGCUGCUGGAUCAGCACCAACAAGACAUGCAACAGGAUGAUGAUGUAGAUAAUUUAAGUUUCAAAGGUAUGGACGAUGAGGGCGUUGAAAUGGAUAUGGAUGGGCGCCAAUGCUCUCAGGGUAUGGGCGUUGAUAUGGGUUCCGUACAGACUAAGAUGGAGGUUACAAAUGGCCAAGGAGUUCCAAGAUCUAAACCUCAAGCUUGCAAAGUGUGUGGCAAAGUUUUAUCAUCUGCAUCUUCAUAUUAUGUACACAUGAAACUACACUCGGGCAACAAACCAUUUCAAUGCACGGUAUGCGACGCGGCGUUCUGCCGCAAGCCGUACCUGGAGGUGCACAUGCGCACGCACACGGGCGAGCGGCCGUUCCAGUGCGACCUCUGCCUCAAGCGCUUCACGCAGAAGUCGAGCCUCAACACGCACAAACGCGUCCACACCGAUGAGCACAUUCGCGCAUUGAUGGUGAAGGAGCGGCCCUACAAGUGUGAGCUCUGUCAGAUGCGCUUCACGCAGAGUUCCAGCCUCAACCGGCACAAGAAAAUACACACGGAGGAGCACAGACGAGCCCUGUUAGAGAAAGUGCGGCCGUACCAGUGCCACAUCUGUUUUAUGCGCUUCACUCAGAAGUCCAGCCUGGGCCGACACGGAAAGAUACACACGGAGGAGCACAUCCAAUCGCUGAUCAACAAAGUGCGCCCCUAUCAAUGCGACAUCUGUGACAAGCGGUUCACGCAGAAGUCCAGCCUUGGUACUCAUAAACGUAUCCAUACCGGCGAGCGGCCCUUCCAGUGCACCGUCUGCCUCAAGUCCUUCACGCAGAAGUGCGCGCUCAAUUUGCACGAAAAAAUACAUACGGGCGAGCGGCCCUAUCAGUGCGACGCCUGUCUGAAGCGCUUCACGCAGAAGUCCAGCCUCAAUAUCCAUAGACGGACGCACACAGUCCAGGGCAGACCGUUCCAGUGCCUGUCGUGUCCCGCGGCCUUCACCUGCAAGCAAUACCUGGAGAUUCACACGCGGACGCACACGGGCGAGCGGCCGUAUCAGUGCGACAUCUGCCUGAAGCGCUUCACGCAGAAGUCGAGUCUGAACAUACACAAGCGGACGCACUCAGUGCAGGGCCGGCCCUUCCAGUGCCUGCAGUGCCCCGCCGCCUUCACCUGCAAGCAGUACCUCGAGAUACACAACCGCACGCACACGGGCGAGCGGCCAUACCAGUGCGACGUUUGCCUCAAGAGAUUCGCGCAAAAAUCUACACUUAAUAUACACAAAAGAACGCACACGGUGCAAGGGCGGCCGUAUCAGUGUAUGGAGUGCCCGGCGGCGUUCACUUGCAAGCCGUACCUGGAAAUACACAUGCGCACGCACACAGGCGAGCGACCCUUCGAGUGCGAUGUCUGUUACAAACGCUUCACGCAGAAAUCCACCCUCAACAUUCACAAGCGCAUUCAUACCGGGGAACGCCCCUACGCUUGUGAUAUUUGUCAAAAAAGAUUUGCCGUGAAGAGUUACGUUACGGCUCAUAGAUGGUCGCACGUGGCGGACAAGCCGCUGAGCUGCGAGCGCUGCUCGAUGACGUUCACGUCCAAGUCGCAGUUCGCGCUGCACAUCCGCACGCACGCGGCGGGCCCGUGCUACGAGUGCAGCGUGUGCGGCCGGACCUUCGUGCGCGACAGCUAUCUCAUACGCCACCACAACCGCGUGCACCGCGACAACCACAGCAACGUGUCGGCGAACAGCGGCGUCAUCAGCAACGUCAACAGCGGCAACAACUCGAGCUACGACUCGCCCGGCGUCUGCGAUCUCAGCUUCGUGCCGAUGGUGAACCGCUACCUAACGUCGCAGGGCACGCAGGUGUCGCUCACCGACACGCAAACCAAGAUGUCCGCCAUGUCGCCGCAGUCCAUUGCCUCUAUUUCGUCCCCCCCUCCGUCGCACACCCCCACUCCGCAGCCGCAGCAGAUGUCUUCGGGAAUGCGACUCGCGGACUGAUCCAUUUAUCAUAUAGCGCUCGAUUGAAGCUGGGCCGCCCGAGUGCAAUAAAAGAAUAGGCAGCCGUCAAUAGGAGCAGCUAAUUACCACGCGAGUCGCCAGCGGACUUAUGCACAGAAUCAAAUUAUUUUAUAUUGAUUUAUUUAUUUUAUACAUACUUUUAUUUGGUCGGCCGUGAUGCGCAGUAAGGUGAAUUGUGUGGGAAUAGGAUCCCUCGGACUGAACACGGCUCGGGGUUUAGUCAGUAGGGCUGCUACUUGCGUCGCGGUGCGAGUGGAAGGUUCUAGAAGCGCGCGAACGGACUCUGCCAACGUGAAUUAAAACUUACAUAGAAAUCGUAUUAUUUAAAAUUCACCAUUGAAAAUUUUGUACUAAGGCACUAGGGAAUCAUAUUUGACGUUUCGAUUUAUAUCUUGUGAACAUUUUAGUAUAACAAUGAUAAAAUAUUUUCGAAUAAAAUUCGCGCGGUUCUAAAACCCUUCACCGAUAUAGUACCGUGAUAAAAUGAUAAUACAUACUUGAUGAAUUUAUAGUCUGUUUAUAAUAGUUGUCGCCGUAUAUUAAGUAGUCGGCAGCCCUAGUAGUCAGUAGUCAGGUAGCGGUACCGCCUAUGUGUAUGCAUUGUGAUUAAAAUCCACAUCUGUGAUUUAUAUCUACCAUCACAAUUUUUAAUCGACGUGGUGGCAUUCAUAAAUCGUUACUUAAAACUCUCAUCGUUAUAGAAUGUAGGCCUAAAUUUUUGAUCUCAUAUUCUAAUUUGCUUAGUGGUAAUCUUUCGAAAUGGUGAAUGGUAAAUCUCCAACGGAAAUUCUAAAUUGGAACAUUCGUCACGCUCGUCAUCCCAUUCUCAUUAGACGUAGUGAAUAUAACAAUAUCUUAUUGCGAUGCUUUAACUUAGAUGUGUCUGUGUAUAUCGAUAAUUGUAUAGAACUGUUACCGAUGAGAGGUCGAGCGCUCUGAUCGCUAAACGAAAGGACUCUAGUGUAAUCUCUCCUCGUGAUUCCGUACGAACGCUUUAAUAAAUAAAGAAACUAAUUUCAUACGAAGAUAAUAAUUAUAAAGUACAAGUACAAAAAACGAUUUAACAUGCAGAGUCCUAAGAGGCAAUAAUAAAAAAGGCUUCACAAAAUUAAUAACUUUUAAUAUGUCUUUAUUGGAGUAAUCCAGAGAAGUGCCUGUUGCAACAUAAAUUGGCAAUAUUUUUAAUAGUAUUUUCGUUUAUAGGAGAAUCAUGUUCGGUGUCGGAACAGACGCAGUGAGCGGAACUGCGUCACGCGCCGUCUCUAUACUGAGCGUCUCUUUGUGAAGCUUCUUACUAUAACUUGUGCCUUCUAGCAGUUAGCGAAGUUAGGCGACGUGAGUCGUUCCACCGUUCCGUUCACGUUAUGUUUCGCGUCGAUCUCCCGACUCUGUUGCACUCGAAUUGUUUUCUCGUUCGAUCGGCGGCAGGGGAAGCUUGUUUUCGGUACAGUUUUCGAAUAAAUAGUGUGUAAAAUAUAGUCGUAUAGCGCAGUAGUCUUCCAAUACCUUGAGACGAUGUUAGCGGUUAGCGCGGAGCGGCCCGUGUCCGCUGCGAGGGUUCCUUCGGUUUGCCAUUAUUGAUAUCAAAGAUAGAUUGGUGCCAUUUCUAUGUAAAUGAUGUGGUAGAACGUAAGUUUAGUUAAGUUUGCCGGUCAGGGUAGGUUGGAAAUAGAAUACUGUAUUCACCUUCUCACAGUGUUAUGUACCGACUGCGGAAUGAUGUUUACGUUGUUUUGUUUUUCAGUUCGUGUUGUUGUUUUUUUAUAUAUAUAUAUGUAUACAUUAUUUUAUUUCCAUGUUGCGUGUCCAUGUGCUGAAGGUCAAAAUUGUAAAUAUUGGUAGGGUUUAUUUAUUCGAAUGACGUGGGAUUGAUGAAUCAAAAUUAUAUUGAAAUUUAAAUAUUAUCAUUUGUAGAACUCUUUCUACGAGUAUAGGUCGAACUGAAGUUAUAUUAUUGGAAGUAAUCAUAGAAUAUUAGGUCAGAAGUAUACUUUCGUAUUUAAAAAUUGAAAUUUCCUCGUAGCUAUACAUAAUAAUAAUAAAUAUAUACAUACAUGUGAAUGUUGUUUGAUAGUCCUCAAUAUUUUUUUAUAUUUUGAUAGUUCUGUAUUGUGAAACACGAGAAAAUAGGCCAAUAUCUCAGUAUCAUUUAUAAAUAAAAAAUAAAUAAUAUGUAUGUACACGAUACUUUAAGAGUAAAGUAACAAGACGGAUGCAUUUAGUUGCCCAGGAAGUGAAAGUAUAAAUAUAGAUGUAACAUCUAAAAUAUUUUUCCGUGUUUUUCGAAAGUAACGUUUUUAUUAAGUUUUUUUUUACCAAGCCAUUGAGAACAGUAUUAUUUAGAGAAACUAGAUGUUCGAUUUAUCGGAUAGUGUAAAUCUAUCAACUACCAACUUUAGUGAUCACCAUUGAGAAGAGUAAGAUCGAUUAUUAUUUACCUACAUAAUAUAUAUUUAGUGUCUGCGUCGAGGAGUCCCGCUCCUGGGCGUCGCGUUAUCCAUAGUUAUUGUGAAUGGAAUAGAAACACCAACAUAGUGAACUAGUUACGUAAAGUAUAUAAAUGUAUAUGAUCGUCGGCCGCUCGCCGCCACUGGGUGGGGACGGCGCCUCUAUUGUAGAAUUAGUAAUAUAUUUUUGUUAUACUCUGUUCUUGUCUUUAUAGUGAUUGUUUUUUAUUACAUUAAUUCGUCGUAGCGCCGUUCGGACCGAGUGCGGGGAGCGGAGUAAAUAGAGAGCGGUCCUUCUACGUUACGAUGUGUAUCUCUAUAUUUACAACCCUUGUGUAUGGAAAGGGGAGAGCUAUAUUUCGUAAGUAACUAGGAUCGAAAUUUCAGAUCAGAUGCACAAAUUUUAAACGACCUAAAAGAUAUUUUUGGAGACGAUUCUUACCGGGUCGUAAGUGUGUGCGUCUCAUCUGCCCCAACUAUUUUACAUACAAUAAUACGAUGUUAGUUACUAAAUUAGAGAGUAAUCGAGCUAUUUUUCAGUUACGUAAUCGUCUAAAAAUCGUAGUUAUACUUCCUCUAUUUCUACUUAUUUUUCCAACCGUAGAAAAGACUGAGUUAAGGAUCCACAACAUUGGAAACAAGAAUACUCAUUGAAAAAAAAUUGUCAAAAUUUUAUUGGUUUGUUAUUUGUUUUGUUAACAUCGGAGCGGUUGUGGUGUUGGACCAACCAGUUUCUUUGUAUAUCUCUAAAAAUUUUGUUAAGAAAACGUACAUAUCUUAGCCGUUGAUGGUAAAUGUAUACCUAUAUCCGUUGUCGAGGCAGUGUACUAGUCGUGGUGGCCCCGGUCGCCUAACAGACCUAUAAUUUUGAAAAAUUAAUCUCUCAUCCUGCGGUUGUUCUCACAAUAAAUAUAUAAUUCAACAGUGUAUGAUCUUUGAUUGAAAGAAAUGUAUGAUGAAUGGAAAUAACUCUUCCCGUUCUAUCGAUGAGGGAUUCGUUUAUCAUAAUUUAGGAUCAUUUGAAUGUGCUAGUUUUAUGAGCAAAUAACAGUGAGCCUUGUAUAAUCAUAUGACUAAGGUACAUAAAUAUUUAGUUCUAUUGUAUCGUUAGAUUUAUGCGUACUUCCGCUUUGUCAACAUAUUGCGUUGCUUACAUCAUAAUCAUACGAGAGUACAGCCUAAGGAUUUUAACUUUUUUUUUAUAUACUGAGAGCUAUUUCUAAGUCACUGAUUUUGUACUAUUUAUAGUUGUAUAACAAAUUAUAUCGGCUGUAAGCCAAAAAUAAAGUUUUGGAGUGUUUUACAUACUUUUAAUUCCUAUUUUAUUAAAAUUCAAUAACAAACAUCAUGGCAUGAUGAUUUUUUGCUACGGUCAUUUAGUUAUAGCUCUACAGAGUUUAUUGACCAAUAUUUUUAACUGCAACUGUUUUUCUUUUUAUUGUUAAAAUUUUUAGGCUAGUUAUAUUUUAUGGAAUAAGUUAGAUUUGUUAACUGUGGUGUAUUGUAUUACAUUGCACGUGAUCGUCACCUUUACAGCCUCCUUUACUUCUAUAUUUUAUUCUUAUAUUUUGUUUCUUUAUAGUCUGAUAUUGUGAUAAAUUAAAGUUUAUAAUUAUUAUCGAGUCAAUGGUAACACUUAAAAUGUAAUUUUAAUUAUAUAAUAUGUCAGUCUUCUCAUACUUUUUGUAUGUAGUAUUUUUGAUACUUAAUUAUUUGUUCUAAAUUGACUGUUUUUUUAUGUUUUUGCCAGUUGAGACUGAUUUGUUAAUACGGAAUACAUUUUAUGUGUUAUCAACAAUUAUGAUAUACCUAAGUUGUUCUUUCUAUUAUAUUCUUUAUAUUAUUUGUCGUUGAUGCUUUGAGAGUAUACCAUGUGUAUUGUAAAGAGGCUGUAAGGGCCCUUGUGUAGUCAGCAUUAUGUAUAUGCUUUAAUGUGAUUUUUUAAAUGUACUCUUUAUUAUUAUUAGUAUCAUCAAUCAAUAUAAUUAGCGAACUAACAAAGCGAUUUUUAAAUUUUUCAUUUCAUAGUGAUUUAUAUUGAGAUCAAAAUAAAUACAGAGUUUAUUUAAUUUUAUGGAAAGUAUACAUUGUAAAAUUAUUCGAUAGUGCUCUACUUGUCGAGCUCUAAUAAAAAAGAAAAAUUAUAUGAAUGCAAAAUAACAAGUCACGAUUCUUUUAGAAGUCGCCAUGUAGUGGAGAAAAAUAAACGUGCCAUGAUAUUUGUGGCUAAA
This is a messenger RNA of Colias croceus (clouded yellow), 7655 nucleotides long. RefSeq names its product zinc finger protein OZF-like. The record is from RefSeq and is a predicted model, not a curated record. Gene Ontology annotation, molecular function: DNA-binding transcription factor activity, RNA polymerase II-specific; RNA polymerase II cis-regulatory region sequence-specific DNA binding. The transcript is spliced from 21 exons. Lineage: Eukaryota; Metazoa; Arthropoda; Insecta; Lepidoptera; Pieridae. Gene Ontology annotation, biological process: regulation of transcription by RNA polymerase II. The coding region runs from base 785 to 2956 and encodes 723 amino acids. Gene Ontology annotation, cellular component: nucleus.